AUGUACCGCUGGGAUGGUUCCUUCGACUUCAAGCGGAGGGAAGAUUGGGAUUACAAGCAUUCCUUCAAUUUCAUGGCGGGAUGGCUUGGACAAGACGAAACCAAAGAAGCGCAGAGACGGAAAAAAAAGAUGGGAACGGUUGAUGAACAAGCGCCUCCGCUUCCAAAGGACGACAGCUUGGUCGAAACGAUCGAAAAGACGGCGAAACAUGUGCACAAGUCGAACGAUCCAACGGUUUUCGAGCACUUGGUGCAGGAGAAGAACAAGGGCAGAUCCAGAUGGGACUUCCUUCGAGAAGGUGGUGAAGGUCGUGACUACUACCUUUUCUGCCGGCACUGUUGUGAACGCGAGGUUGAUCCCAGACCGAUGGCAUUACAUGCCCGAAAAGUGAAAGAAGACCGGGAAUUGAAGCAGGCAAAUGCGAAAGCCAACGUUUUCACUGGGUAUCAAGGUUUACAGUACCAUCUCCGACCAUAUCCAGAGGUUCACAGAUGUUCACAGCACUUUCCAGUCAUCUUAAUCAUCUUCACUUUGAAUUUCUUCAUCAUCCCAUGGUCAUUUCAUCCCAUUUUUCCCAUGGUGGAGCCCCCAUCCCCCGGUGGUGCCACCGGUGCCGGUCACCGCGGCGCCUACUUCGCCGCGCUGCUGGCGUCGAGCGACGCCCUGCGGCUGACCUCGGGCACCGAGGGCCUGGGCCUGGCGCUGCGCCGCGCCGCGUCGACGGCGGAGGAGAUCUACCGGGGCCGGGCGCUGGCGGUGCAUCGCCAUGACGCCAGGUGUGAGGAGGUGGAGGCCAUCUGCAAGGCACGUCCAUGUUUUCUUCCACCCUCUUGCUACUGCGCUGCUCUGAGCUCGUUGCUGCAAAGCACGGCCGAAAGUGACCUCCUGCACAGCCUGCUGUCGCUGUCCAAACCUGAUCGCAUUGCCCGGCGGGCGCCGGGAAUCAGCAGUGGCGACACUGGUCCAUGUGACAUCACUGCGCGAGAGAUACUGCGACAGUCAGAUCUGGCAGAAGACCUACUUCCACUCUACAGCGACCUGGCGCGAAUCUGGAAAUACAACGCCUUUGAUACUGGAGAUGGACGAAUGGCCAUCUUUCUUCUGCCCUCCUUGUGCAAUCAUAGCUGUUUGCCCGCUGCGGAGUACACCUUGUGCGAUGAUGAUGGCACUGUAGAAAUGCUUCUCUUUUCCUUGCGCGACUUGGAAGCUGGAGAUCCGCUGACCAUUUGUUACAUCGAGAACAACGAGAAGCACCGGAGCAGUCGCAUGGCACGAAGGAACACCCUGGCGGAAGGCUGGCUAAGUGUGCAGAUAUGGAACUUGGAAAGCUGCAAUCCGAGACCUGAUGCUCCAGCAGGUUUUGCCAAACUGCUGUGUCGCCCGUUGUGCUGGAUGUCCUUAGCCCGGACAAGAGGCAAGAUUCUCCUUGAGGUUUUGCAGGAGAACCAUGGAGAACCUGGUGGAGAGGGUGAAACUUUGGCCUGCCAAGACCGGCUUCUUGGGCAAUGUUUGGGGUUUGCACUCUGGGGUGCAAGUCAAGGGUCGUCUGCUGCCACUUCAGAGGCUUCCAAAAGGAUGUCGCUUUUGAGUUCAGAGCGCUUGACGUACGAGGUGAAGUUCGAAGGCGGCCGCUACGACACGGUGGCCUGGGCCUUGACGCCCUUGGAUGGGGUGGUGAAGUUGAAGGAGGAGAAUCUCAUGUACUCGGCCAUGCGAGAGAAGGAGGUCAAAGAGCAGAAGGAGAUGCCCGAGGGGGAAAUUCCCAAUGGAACGAAGGUGGACAUCAACGGCCUCCAAAGCGAUGCAGCCAAGUGGAUGAACGGCCAAAAGGCCAUUGUCGUGUGUUGGGACAAGGAUACGGAGCGCUACGAGGUUCGUUUGAACAUCAACAACGACAUCAAGAAGGUGAAGGCUGGAAAUCUACGGCUGGAAGUUCCUGAAGGAUGGGAGGAACAUUGGGAUGAGCACUUAGGUCGGCACUACUACGUCAAUAAGGCGACACAGAAGGUGACAUGGAAACAUCCCACCGUGACAAAUCAGCGAGGAAAGUUUGGACAGGUCAGGGAGAAACUGGACCAAGACCUUGAGGAAGUGGAAAUCGAUCACGAGCGAAAACACUACGAGGUGGAUGAUCAAGAAGAGAUGGAGGGUCAGUUCAACCUGCAAGCUUUGGUGAAAAAAGUGGAGGAGCAAGAGGAAAGAAGAGAGAAAGCCGAAGAAGCAGGUGAAGAUGUUGAUAGUGAUGAUGGGCUGCAUGACAUCGUGAAGCCCAAGAAAAAGAAGCCUAAGAAGGAGAAGGUUUCUCCCGAAUCCAUUGUGGAGAAGGUUCUCCUGUUGAUCGAGCACACCUUUGUAGCUCGAGAAUCAAUGAAGAAGGACUACUCACUUCUGGAUGGAAAUUUUGUGGCCAGGGAUAUGGAUCCAAUCAUCAAGAAAUGGGAGGCCUUGGAACGUGUCUCGGAGGCUGACGACGCAUUGUGCAAGGAGACGUUUGAAGUGAUGUUAGCUCUAAUACAGCGAGGAGCAGAGCUACUUAAAGAGUUGUCUCAGAAUCGCUUGCAACUUUCCGAACUGAACAAGGUGGUGAAUCGUGUCACCACGAUCGAGAAGAGAGAAGAACUCUACGAGGAUGCCAAAUGGGUGCACUCCUUCAUGAAGACCCUCUGA
Cladocopium goreaui is the source of this 2667-nucleotide messenger RNA. NCBI's taxonomy places the organism in Eukaryota, Dinophyceae, Suessiales, Symbiodiniaceae. The record is from the annotation of a GenBank genome assembly.